AUGAAUAGUAGCGCUAUAAAUAAAUCCAGAAGUAAAUAAAGUUCUUAUGAUUCUAAUUAAUAAUUAAGAACUAUUCUAUUGACUUCAUUAGCUAAAUUACAGUAUGAAUAAAAACUUAUAUUUAGUUCCCAAAGUACUGCUUAGACAGGAUUUAAUGAAUUGAGAUCAUUGAUUGCAUAAUUGUCAUAACAUUAAUUCAUAAUUUUAAUGAAUCUCCUUGACUCAAAUGAUUUAUCUAAAUAAGCAAAGAAGGAUUAUAUUAAAGUCUUUGGUAUUUUAGCUGAAAUAAGAGGUAAUGAGAUCCAAGAAUAAAUAACAAGGAUAAUUCAAAUAAUAAAUAAAAGAAUUUAGGAAGGUAUAAACAUAUAUAUAUAUAAUUUAUAAUAGGGGACUCUUCUUUCUUACAAGUCAUCUAAGAUACUUUUGCUAAUAUAAAUGAAUUUACAAUCUAAAAUUCUCCAAAUAAAUUUGAUUUAUUCUUCUAAAUCACUGAAUUAUUGCAAUCUAAUUUUGCACAUAAUAACAAAGUGGCUUAGUUAAUAAGUGCUGCUUCUCUAUGUAGAAUUAUCAAAACUAGUUAAUCACAAUUAUUAGAACUAGUUUGUAAAUAAUAUACUUAAAGAACUUUAGAGAUAUUAAAGUAAUUUAUAAUUUCUACUUAGAUCACCUCAUUGUUAAACAUAAUAAGGAUUAUUAGAAAGUCUUUUAUGUAUAAUCUUAACUGUAGAGGAGAUUUUUGAGCCUAAUUUAGAGGAUUGUUUAAAUACAAUUUGUAAUUGUUUAAAAUCAUCUGAAUGGAUUUCACGGUAUCAUUUUUUUUAUGAUUAGUAAAAUUGCAGUAGAUAUAUUGUAUACAUUAAGUGUUAUUUUUCCUCGUUUUUUUAGAUCUAAUGAACUAUAUUCAAAUAAGAUUAAUGAAUUAAGAUUUGAUAAAAUUAAGUAGGUCAGAGAUGCUGCUUAAAUUGCUAUAUCUUCAUUAAAAGAAUCUCAUAUAUUUUAAUAAUCAUCCUAAAGAGAACAUAAAUCAGUAUUCAAAUCAAAUGCAAAUUAAAGUUUUUUUGAAAAAAACUCAGAUAUUUAAAUUGUUGAGAACAAGCCAAGAGAAAAUGUGUCUGAAAAACAAUAGAUUAUUAAAUAGGAAUAACAAUUAAAAAGUGAUUCAUAAUAGUCUAAAUACAAUUAUAAAUAGUACACUGAUGAAAAGAAAUAAUAACCCAUUUAAAUUUUGACAGAAUCAAACGUAUUAGCAUCUGCUCAUUUAGAAUAAUUUUAAUAUUUGUAGUUGCCUUAUAAAAUAAAUAGUUUUGAAUCCAGUACAAAAAAAGCAUAACUUAAUUUAAGUUAAGAAUAUUAAACUUCUAACAUAAGUUCUUCUACACCUAAUAAAUAAUAAGCAGAUCUAAUGAAAUUGUGUGAUUCUGUGAAAGCUAAGUAAUUAGAUUAAUAUGAGUAACUUAUUACUAAUAGAAUUGAAGAAUCUGAAUAAGCAACUAAGUAGGAGUUUUCUAAAAUUAACUAGAGGAUUGAUAAAAUUGAAUUAUUAUUAGUGAAAAUUAAUGAAACAAUUAAUUAAAAAUUAAAUAAUUAAGAAUAAUAAUAAUAAUAAUAAUAAUAAUAAUAAUAAUAAUAAUAAUAAUAAUAAUAAUAAUAAUAAUAAUAAUAAUAAUAAUNAAGUCAUCUAAGAUACUUUUGCUAAUAUAAAUGAAUUUACAAUCUAAAAUUCUCCAAAUAAAUUUGAUUUAUUCUUCUAAAUCACUGAAUUAUUGCAAUCUAAUUUUGCACAUAAUAACAAAGUGGCUUAGUUAAUAAGUGCUGCUUCUCUAUGUAGAAUUAUCAAAACUAGUUAAUCACAAUUAUUAGAACUAGUUUGUAAAUAAUAUACUUAAAGAACUUUAGAGAUAUUAAAGUAAUUUAUAAUUUCUACUUAGAUCACCUCAUUGUUAAACAUAAUAAGGAUUAUUAGAAAGUCUUUUAUGUAUAAUCUUAACUGUAGAGGAGAUUUUUGAGCCUAAUUUAGAGGAUUGUUUAAAUACAAUUUGUAAUUGUUUAAAAUCAUCUGAAUGGAUUUCACGGUAUCAUUUUUUUUAUGAUUAGUAAAAUUGCAGUAGAUAUAUUGUAUACAUUAAGUGUUAUUUUUCCUCGUUUUUUUAGAUCUAAUGAACUAUAUUCAAAUAAGAUUAAUGAAUUAAGAUUUGAUAAAAUUAAGUAGGUCAGAGAUGCUGCUUAAAUUGCUAUAUCUUCAUUAAAAGAAUCUCAUAUAUUUUAAUAAUCAUCCUAAAGAGAACAUAAAUCAGUAUUCAAAUCAAAUGCAAAUUAAAGUUUUUUUGAAAAAAACUCAGAUAUUUAAAUUGUUGAGAACAAGCCAAGAGAAAAUGUGUCUGAAAAACAAUAGAUUAUUAAAUAGGAAUAACAAUUAAAAAGUGAUUCAUAAUAGUCUAAAUACAAUUAUAAAUAGUACACUGAUGAAAAGAAAUAAUAACCCAUUUAAAUUUUGACAGAAUCAAACGUAUUAGCAUCUGCUCAUUUAGAAUAAUUUUAAUAUUUGUAGUUGCCUUAUAAAAUAAAUAGUUUUGAAUCCAGUACAAAAAAAGCAUAACUUAAUUUAAGUUAAGAAUAUUAAACUUCUAACAUAAGUUCUUCUACACCUAAUAAAUAAUAAGCAGAUCUAAUGAAAUUGUGUGAUUCUGUGAAAGCUAAGUAAUUAGAUUAAUAUGAGUAACUUAUUACUAAUAGAAUUGAAGAAUCUGAAUAAGCAACUAAGUAGGAGUUUUCUAAAAUUAACUAGAGGAUUGAUAAAAUUGAAUUAUUAUUAGUGAAAAUUAAUGAAACAAUUAAUUAAAAAUUAAAUAAUUAAGAAUAAUAAUAAUAAUAAUAAUAAUAAUAAUAAUAAUAAUAAUAAUAAUAAUAAUAAUAAUAAUAAUAAUAAUAAUAAUAAUAAUAAUUAAUUUGCUUGAAAUAGAAAGUAGAAUCAGUCAAGAUUUAUGAAAAUAAAAUGAUUCCAAGUCAAAUUCAUUAAGAAAUUCAAUCAAAAGAUUAAAUUUUAAAUAAUUCAUCAAAUUUGGUUAUUUAAGAAUAAUAACAGAAUUCCAAAAUGAAAGAUUUAUUUAUUUUUGGAUAAAAAAGUGAAUAAAUAGAAUAAAAAUUAGGAGAAUCAAAUAUUGAAUCAAAUUCAAGAAAAAUGAGUGAAGGAGAAUGUAAAGACAGAUAAAAUCAUUAAAAAUCAUUUUCAGAAGCUUCUCCAAUAAGAAAUUAAGAUUAAUCAAUAUUAACCAAAGAUAGCAAAUAGACAAAAGAAUAGACAUAAUUUUAAUUAUAGGAUCCAAAAAUUAAAGAAUAAUAGAAGAUAAUGUUAAGAGUUGAGGAACAAUUGAAAGUAUUUAUUAUAUUUAAUUUUAGAAAGAUAAUAUAAAUGAAGCUUUUUGCACUGCAUUAACUUCUUUAGAUGAUUAGAUUAUCAUAUCAACUAUGAUGAAAACUGGUCCUUGCACAGAAAGACUUGAUUCUACCUAAGUCGAAUUUUUAUUGCAUAAAUUAAGAAGUCUAGAUUGGAUUGAAAAUGCUCUGCAUCAUCAUUUAGCUAGAAUGCCAGCUAUCCUUUUAAAAUCUAUAUCAACAUAACUAAAUAAUACACAAACAACAGAAUAAGUAAAAAGAAUUUAAGAAUUGAUUGGUACCAAGAAAUCUUCAAUAUCAAAGUGA
Paramecium primaurelia is the source of this 3699-nucleotide messenger RNA. NCBI's taxonomy places the organism in Eukaryota, Ciliophora, Oligohymenophorea, Peniculida, Parameciidae. The record is from the annotation of a GenBank genome assembly.